Molecule: messenger RNA, 1551 nt
Organism: Pecten maximus
Lineage: Eukaryota; Metazoa; Mollusca; Bivalvia; Pectinida; Pectinidae
Product: nucleoporin Nup37-like
Cellular component (GO): nuclear pore outer ring
Molecular function (GO): protein binding
Source: RefSeq, a predicted model, not a curated record
UGCUGCUUUGUUUUCAUCAUCAGAACUCUUCUGACAGGGAGGUAAGAUAAAUUACACUUGUUUAAACCAACCGGCGCGGUGAAAAUGUCAGAGAGCUCUGCAAGUUUGACAAUCCCAUGUCAUGAUAUUGUCAGUGUUGUAGAAUUCGUGCCAUUUGAAUGGUGCACGAAUCUAUUAGCUGUUGGUACAAGUUCAAGGGUUACAAUUUACAGCGUUGAUUAUAGGGAUGAGCCUGAGGAUGGAAAUCAUUUCGUGUUUAAACAAGUGCGAGAUUUCCAAAAUGGAUGCAGAGUGACAUCUAUAUCAUGGAGCCCUGAAACUUCAUAUCAAUCUCGAGAAGUGGCGGAUUGUUUAAGAUUUGCUGUUGCUGGAUCCAACAACAGAAUACAGCUUUUUGAAUCAGAUCUGCGAGAGAAAGAUGCUGUGGAGUUAUUAGAAGGCCACACAGAUUUCAUCAACUCGCUGGCAUACAACCCCCAGAGUGGCGAGACUCUUGCGUCCACAGGUGAUGACAUGACCUGUAAGCUUUGGGUAGCAGAUGAACUCAAUGCCAGUUUUCAACUUGGUGCUCCAGGAAUGUCUGUGUGUAUUCAUGAAAGGGAACCGGGCAAGGUGAUGGUGGCACAAAAAGACGGAAUCAUAAAGAUAUUCAGUAUGGACCUACAGCUACAAAUCAUGUCCCUGGAUUGUUGUCAGUCCCCUUUGAUGGGCGCUGACUGGAGCAGACUGGAUGAUGAUGUCAUUGGUGCGGUGGCUGGAACAGAAUGGCUGAUAUUCCACUUAUCGCGAUCUAGCCAGCCACAGGAGAGGCGACAGGCCCACUCUGAAGGAGCACGAGACAUUCGCUGGGCAAAGUCUACACCCAUACUACUGGCCACUACAGGUCGACCGGGACGUCAAAUCAAAGUGUUCAGCACAAGGCACCAUCAGGUUCCCUUGAGUACGAGCCAACAAGUGGCCUAUGGGAUGAGUUGGCACUACGCCCUCCCUCUCCUGGCCGUGGGAGGAGACCAGAAAGUAAACCUUUACCAUAUAGAGCCCACUAGGGCUCAGCUGGGCUGACGAUCAACCAUACAACUUAAUGAUGGAGCGGCAAAAAUUUUAAUUUGAUCAGUAACCAGGAUCCUGGCGAGGCACAAUUAGACAUAAAAUGUGUCUUCCAUGGCUGACUUUGGUUGAAAUAAUGGUGUUUGAGGGUACUGUCAGACAUAAACAAGUGCCUGCUAUGGCUGAAUUUGCUUGAAGAAUUUGUGUUUGAGGAUACAGUUCGGCAGCUGGGAUACACUUAAGGAGGUCAUACAGUUUCAACAUGGAUGUAAUGAUGAGCAGAUACAGAUUAUUUAAAACUGCCGUAGGUUUUGUGAAAGUAGAAGGUUGGAAAAUAUGCAGAUUGUUCACAAAAUUAAUUGAAUAUGUUGGACUCAUGCCAAAGUGAAUGGACAAGCGGUUUUGUUGACAAUAUAACAGUGAGGCAGAUUUCAUCAAAUUUCAUCAACUGUGAAAUGUAUAUGUUAAAGAUACAUUUAAUUCAUACAAUAAAAAUUGAUUCUG